ACGUAGAAGAAGAAAACACCGGAAGUGCAAAGUUGUUAUUGUGAACCAGAUAAGACUUUCCUUUUUUAACUUUGUUGAUUCUAAACAUUUCAUACAAAAAGUCGGGAUGGAAAAGCUGAUCAGUUGUUUUAGGAAGAGGCCGGAUGCUGUGUCCAGGUUGAUUUGUUUCCCCUGGGCAGGCGGAGGCUCCCUACAUUAUGCACGCUGGGGGAACAUGCUAAAUAACUCCAUAGAAGUGCUUGCUGUCAAACUUCCAGGGCGGGAAAGUCGAGCCAAGGAGCCUUUCUUUGAAAACAUGCAACAGAUUGUGGACGAGAUUCUUCAUGUCUUGUUGCCUCUUUUAAAAGAGAAGCCAUUUGCCCUUUUUGGCCACAGUUUUGGUGCUUACACAAGCUACGCUGUUGCAGAGGCACUGAAGAAAACCCACAACAUCCAGCCAGUUCACAUCUUCCUGUCUGGUGCAUCUGCACCUUAUUCCGAGGCCCGCAUCAAAGCGGCCUCGAGGAGCGACUUGUCCGACCAGCAGUUCCUGGAGUGGCUGACUUCCAUCGGAGGGACGCCGCCUGAGCUGCUGGCCAACCAGGAAGUGCUGAGACUCUUCCUUCCUGCCUUGAAGGCCGACCUGCACCUGGUGGAGAACUACCAGUGCGUGCGACCAGUCAGUCCCUUCCUGUCCUGUCCAAUCACGUGUCUGGACGGCAAGCAGGAUGUUCCUCACGACUUGCAAGCCUGGAAAGACAUCACAGCCGGAGAUUUCACCGUCACAAUGCUUGAAGGAUCUCAUUUUUACCUCAAGGAUCCCAGGAACGAAACAAUCAUCUUGGACUUUAUCACUAAAAACCUCGAAAUGUCAGGAAUGGACUAUUUGUGAGGAAAUAUGAAACCAUGGAUUUAACCUCUUAA
Molecule: messenger RNA, 903 nt
Organism: Nerophis ophidion (straightnose pipefish)
Lineage: Eukaryota; Metazoa; Chordata; Actinopteri; Syngnathiformes; Syngnathidae
Gene: olah
Product: oleoyl-ACP hydrolase
Exons: 6
Coding region: 107-871 (254 amino acids)
Biological process (GO): lipid biosynthetic process
Source: RefSeq, a predicted model, not a curated record